AUGCGAACACUCUCUCACUCACACACACACUGGACUCACUCCUCUUGGAAGGAUGUGAGGAGGCAAAGACAACACACCUCAUGCUCUCUCCUGUCACGCUGCAUUCCAGCCUUCUGCUGUCCUGCCGGGCUCAGCUUUCUGCCUGCUACCGGGAUAGAAGAAGACGUGGAAGUUCCCAAGAAGCUUCUGCAUGAAACCCAGCCAAAACCAACCAACUACCAAGGAAUUCAGCAACCACAUUUUCCACAGCAGCCAAGAGCGUAUGAUCCUAAUGUUAUAGGGGACGGCGUGUUCUUUCCUGAGGUCUCGCCGUCCAUUCUAGAGCGCGUUCUGCCAGAGAAGAAGAAAGGGAGGUCGGCUACCUUUUACCCGCUAGACAACACCCCCUUGCUGCUUCCCGUGGAUGAGACACAGCGGCCAGUGGAUAACAGCAGCAUGGAGCCCGUGGGCGUUAGCACAGAGAUGGCUUUGCUCAGCAACAUCCUAGCAGCGUAUUCCUUUAUCACAGAAAAUCCUGAGCGUGCCGCUCUGUAUUUCGUCUCUGGGGUAUGCAUCGGACUCAUCUUGACCCUGUUGGCCUUGGUGCUGAAGGUGUCCUGCCGAACUGACUGCAAGCAAUCCCCGGGGAAAAAGCCACCUCGGGAGCCGGAGAGCGACAGCGACAGCAGUGACAGUGAGGAUGAUUCGGACACCACUUCGGACCUGUCGGCCCGCAGGCACCGCAGGUUCGAAAGGACUUUGAACAUGAACGUCUUCACCUCGGCCGAGGAGCUGGAGAGGGCUCAGAGGCUGGAAGAGCGAGAGCGCAUCAUCCGGGAGAUAUGGAUGAAUGGGCAGCCGGACAUUCCGGGGACCAGAAGCCUGAACCGCUACUACUAAGUGUUGGGAAAUCCCACAGGCCGGUACUGCAGCCUAGGUCUUCCCGGGCCUGCUAAAGAGGAGAGAGAGGAAAGGAGUGUUACAUUGGAGUCUCCCCUUUUCCUUUCAGAAGGGCUAACUGGAGCAGCGUGGAUGGACAGCAAUAAAGCUUUCACCUUCCCCUUUUCCCUGACAUAUUGCUACCGACACCAGGAAAUCACCCCCCAGUAUUUUCUCUCUCUGGAAUCAGUCUGGUUACAGCAGAGGUGGAUGCCAGCUUCUCUUCUUGGUGUAGUUCAACGGUGGGUGGAAGGCAUGCAAGUAAAGCCCUCCCCCAGCUCUUGGAAGUUGAACAUGCUACGGUACAAACGCUGCUCUCAUGCUUGCCAGGGAAACCAUCAGUGUUCUGCUUUCCCCAAAGAUUUCAGGAGAAUCGAAAGCAAACUGAGACUGUGUGUCCACCAAAGGAAAGAUAACAUGGGGAGGGAGGCACAAGCGCAUGAUGAAUGACUGUCUUGUGACUUUAUAAGAUGUGGGGAUUCUUAUGCCAUGAAAUCAUCUUGGUGCUUGGACGUUCAACAGUGUGUCCUGUUAUUUAAGAUGGUGUUUUAAUCUGCUUCUCAGUGGCAGCAUUUUUUUACUGACACCUCAGGGAUAAAAUCCUUUUUUAAAAAGAUGUUUCCCCUUCUUCUUCCCCACAAACCAACCUGCUCCCACCUAUAAUUAUGGUAUUAUAGGAGAUGUGUCAGUGAUCAGUGAAAUGUUAAACAGCCUCAAAGAGGUUGAAAGGGGUUUUGUUUGUUUUGAAUUGAUAUAUAUAUAUAUAUAUUUGAAGAGGCUGCACAGCAAUGUGCCUUAUUCUUUUUUAUUGUUAAACUACAGUUUUCCAUGGAUAGUGAUGCACAAUGUUUUAUAUAUUUUAUUAAAAAAAUAAAAGAAAAGGUUUGUAUUUACAAGAGAAAAAUGGGGAUGAAAUGGGUCAAAUACGCCAGGAGGAUGGGAAAUAAAUGCGAAAUAAACU
Messenger RNA from Trachemys scripta elegans, 1879 nucleotides. It is a transcript of the gene EVA1A, whose product is annotated as eva-1 homolog A, regulator of programmed cell death. The coding region runs from base 1 to 879 and encodes 292 amino acids. NCBI's taxonomy places the organism in Eukaryota, Metazoa, Chordata, Testudines, Emydidae. The transcript has 4 exons. The record is from RefSeq and is a predicted model, not a curated record.